AAGCCAGGCGGUGUUUUGACGUUUUAUUUCAUACCUUUAUUAUUCAUAAACCAUUUUAGUUGCAAUAAUCUGUCGUGCAGUUGCUUCUAUUAGGUCACUAAGUACAAAGAAGCUAAUCUAGAAAUUGAACGUUUUUCAUUUUAUGAUGUCGGACGAAGUUGCCAAGGCCCAAGCAGCCGAUGCAACCGCUGAGGACACAAUAUUUGGCAAAAUCCUUCGCAAGGAGAUUCCUUGUACUUUCAUAUACGAAGACGAUAAGUGUGUCGCAUUCAAUGAUGUUUGCCCGCAGGCUCCAAUCCAUUUCCUUGUGAUUCCAAAGAAACCGAUACCGCAACUCUCAAAGGCAUCCGAAGACGAUGAAGCCCUGUUGGGUCACUUGAUGUUGGUUGGCAAAAAGGUCGCCGCCGAACAACAACUUGGCGAUGGAUUCCGUGUGGUUAUAAACGAUGGUAAAAAUGGAGCUCAAUCGGUUUAUCACCUACACUUACAUUUCCUCGGUGGUCGUCAAAUGAAAUGGCCACCGGGUUAAAAAAUCGAUUGCUUGAGUAUCGUACUUUCCUGAAUAAAUGAAAAUUGUUCUUUGAUCAUAA
Molecule: messenger RNA, 590 nt
Organism: Malaya genurostris
Lineage: Eukaryota; Metazoa; Arthropoda; Insecta; Diptera; Culicidae
Gene: HINT1
Product: adenosine 5'-monophosphoramidase HINT1
Exons: 2
Coding region: 143-529 (128 amino acids)
Biological process (GO): purine ribonucleotide catabolic process
Cellular component (GO): cytoplasm; nucleus
Molecular function (GO): hydrolase activity
Source: RefSeq, a predicted model, not a curated record